This is a messenger RNA of Myxocyprinus asiaticus (Chinese sucker), 4237 nucleotides long. Its product is annotated as estrogen-related receptor gamma-like. The transcript has 7 exons. Gene Ontology annotation, molecular function: nuclear steroid receptor activity; steroid binding; sequence-specific DNA binding. Gene Ontology annotation, cellular component: nucleus. The record is from RefSeq and is a predicted model, not a curated record. Bases 145 to 1503 code for a protein of 452 amino acids. NCBI's taxonomy places the organism in Eukaryota, Metazoa, Chordata, Actinopteri, Cypriniformes, Catostomidae. Gene Ontology annotation, biological process: regulation of DNA-templated transcription.
UGCUGCAGCUGCAGAAAUACAGCGAAGAGACGCAGAGAACAGACGAGCAUCCAUACAAUAAUACAGAAGAAAACAUUUGAGAUAUUUAGUUUUUAUAAUUCCAGAAGUUAUUUCUCAAGCUGUAGUUUCAUUCUGGGCCGUCUAAUGGAUCUACUGCAGUUUUAUCAUCCGGAAUCGUUUUCCUUCUCUUCUGAACAGAACAACAUCCUUGACACGAUGUCAAUCAACACUCACCGCCCUGCCUACAUCAAGGCAGAACCAUCAAGCCCCGGCUCCCUGUCGGACAGUCUGACCCAGCACAGUCCUGGGGCAUCGUCGGACACAGGGAGCAGCUACAGUUCAGUUAUUAAAAUGAACCAAACAGGUAUGGACUCUCCCGCUCCAUACCCUACGGCCGGGGCAAUGUUGAGGCCUUCUGGCGACCCCCGCAGGCUGCUGGAGAAAUCGCAAAUGAAGUGUGAAUACAGUUUGAACUCAGGUCCCAAACGCCUGUGUCUAGUGUGUGGAGACGUUGCAUCCGGAUUCCACUAUGGAGUGGCUUCCUGCGAGGCCUGCAAAGCAUUCUUCAAACGCACCAUUCAAGGGAAUAUAGAGUACAGUUGUUCGGUCAACAGGGAUUGUGAGAUCACUAAGAAAAGGAGGAAGUCCUGUCAGGCGUGUCGCUUCACCAAGUGUCUCUCUGUGGGAAUGCUGCGUGAAGGUGUGCGUUCGGACAGGGUGCGAGGAGGACGGCAGAAAUAUAAAAGGAGAAUGGACUCAGAUUCCAGCAUUUACCUCAGUGAACAACUACCUCACCGAAAACUAUCAUCCUGCAGCGGUCAAGAAGAGAAUAAAGUGGUGACUCUCUUGUUGGGGGCGGAGCCAGAGAGGGUGUGUGCCAUGCCUGAUCCCGCCCUCCCUGACAGUGACAUCAAAGUUUUGACGACACUGUGUGACCUUGCUGACCGAGAGUUAGUGCUGAACAUCAGCUGGGCCAAACAUAUACCAGGUUUCUCAAGCCUCGGACUGUCUGACCAGAUGAGUCUACUGCAGAGUGCAUGGAUGGAGAUCCUCAUCCUACGUGUGGCUUUCCGUUCGCUGGCCUACGAGGAUAGGCUGGUCUUUGCGGAGGAUUACAUUAUGGAUGCUGAACAGGCCAAAUCAGCAGGUCUACUGGAGCUUCACAUGGCCAUAUUACAGCUGGUUCGCAGGUACAGAUCCAUGAGACUGGAAACAGAAGAGUUUGUCACACUGAAAGCCAUCGCUCUUGCCAACUCAGACUCUAUGCAUUUAGCGGACAUGGAAGCAGUUCAGGGUCUCCAGGACACCCUCCAUGAGGCCCUUCUGGAUUACGAGUGUGCCCGGCACAGGGAAGACCCUUGUCGUGCAGGAAAACUCAUUAUGACCCUUCCGCUCCUCCGUCAGACCUCUGCCAUAGCCGUGCGGCACUUCUGCAGCAUCAAACAGGACGGACGGGUCCCCAUGCACAAACUCUUCCUGGAACUUCUGGAGGCCAAUGUCUGAUACUUAUUCUGAUUGGAGCAUCAUGCUGAGGUGACUCCGGCCCAACACACAACUGACUGAGGAUUGUUUGCAAAUCCAGGAGCAAUGAUAAGCACUGUCAUAACAUGUGACAAUUGAUACAAGAAAUUCUCCUACUAAUACAUAAUAUAUAACAAAAUAUUAUCAAAUAUAUGACUAAGUGCUGAAAGUGAAUGUGUCAUCGAUGGAGAAACUACAUUUAAAACUUAAAGACAUUCUUUAAUUUGUUCAUUUUUGUUUAUCUUGUUAUCAACAAAGUAAUUCAAGACAAAAAGCUUAAAAUAUGCUGAAAAAAAGGUUAUGGAGACAUCAGCUUUGCCAAAUAAAAUAACAGAUCUCCUGAAAAACAAAAAACAAAAAAAAAACAUGAAGGAAAAGACAGCAUGUUACACACGUUUGUUUAGCAUGUUUUAAAGGUUUGAAAAGUUUGAAGGUCUUAACAGCAAUAUAAUUUAUAGAUUAAUGGUAUUCUUAAAAGUGUGGAAACAUAUCAAGUAGGCCAACUAAAGCACCCCUAAUUUAAAUAAAAAAGUUGUAGAAGGAUGUUGCACACACAGAAAGCUCACAUAGUCAAAUAUGACAUAUGUAAAUGAAUAAUUCCAUCAUAAAGACAUAAAUAAUGGAGAUUCCACAAUUUUCUGAUCUAAUGCUCCAGACUGUGCGGUUCGGAGUCACUUUAUAUCAGGUGUCUUUAACUACUGUGUACUUAAGCAUUUGAUACAGUGUACUUAUUAUGUACAUACGUGUUGUUGCAUUGUUCUUACAUUUAGAGGACCUGUAUAUAAUUACAUCUGUAGUUACACUGUUAACCUUACCCCAGUUCUAAACCUACCCGUACCUCAUCCUCAGUAGCAGUAAAUGUGAAUCUUGUGAGAAAUUUGCAGAACAACAUGUAGUUACACAAUAAAUACAUUGUAUUGUAUGUAUUUUAAUGUUAGUACAUAGUAGUUAAAGACACCUAAUAUAAAGUGGGACCUAAAGUUCUUGCUCAGUCAACGACAGAUAACAAAGAUCAUACUAAUUAUCUGUUUUCAGCAGUAUACAAAGAUCUUUUAAAGCAAUAAAAUAAUGUUUAAAAGCACUUUUAGUGUACUGAAACACACUGAAUAAAUUUGUCUUCAAAUUAGAUCCACAGUGACCUUAACUCAAUAAAACAGUUUCAUACUGGACUUAUCCGAGACAUUUCAUACAUGAUAUAUGCGUAUGCCAUGUGCUAAUUUCACACUGAUUGUUGCCUGUUAGGUAUUGUGUUUGUCAGAUAUGAAUAAGUUUACCAUAAAGAAGAAAACGCUACACAGGAAGUGCAUUUACAUGAGAUACAGAGGAAUAUCUGGUUGACUGAUCUUUUCUGCAAUGUUUGUUAUUCAAAUCUGCACUGGUUUAAUAGUGAACUGAUAGUGUUCAUUCUGUCUUUUAGAGGAAUUCUGGGUUUAUAAUUAGAAUAUCUAUGACAGUCUGUGGUUUUGUGUGUGAUUUCAGCUUGUAAAAUGUUUGUGAAUGUUGUAUUAAUCUAUCAUAACCAAUGAUGUCAGUUUGUUUUGGCAAUAUCUUUGUUUGAUUAUGAGUAAUAUGCAAUAACUUUUUUUUUUUCAAAUAAAUUAUAAAAAUAAUAUAAGCCAUUCUAGAGUAAUGCAUUAAAUAAUGAAACACUCAGGAUUUUAUUAUUAUUGCUCAUGCUUAUUUAAUAUGAAUAUGUUUUCUGAUCUCAAUAAUGCAUGCCACACAUAGCACUCCAAUCUCAUGUUGGAGUUAUGUAAAAGCUAAAAUAGAAGCAUCAGUCAAUAUACAUGACGCAAUAUGUCAGAAGAGAGGAGUGUGCUACUCUACAUAUCGUUAAUGUAUGGAGGGGCUGAGGGUUAAUGCAGCACUCUGACAGCAGUAAAUUACAGGUGUGUGGUUUAUGUAUGCUUCUUCCUCAAGACUCCAUUAGCAAUUAACCAGCCUGGUUAAACGAGGCUCUUAAACAUCAUGAGGAAUCAGAUGCUUGUAAAUAUAUGAAGGACAAACACUAAACAGAUCACAGACUGAUUCCACAAUUCAUUUUACUUGAUUUGUGCCACCCUGCUAAAAAAUAAUAAUUAAACCACAAUAAACUGGUUUGCUGGUCUUAGCAGGUUUAAGAUGGUCUAGCUGGUCUCCCAUCCUGACCAGCUGACAAAUGCCCAAAAACCCUUCCAAAACCAGCAAACCAGACCAGCCUGACCAGGCUUGGAGAUCAGCUGACACCAUCAGACCAGCUUAGGCUGGUUUAAGAUAUUAUUUUCAGCAGGGCUGUGGGUCAUCAGUCAUGAUGUUCAAAAAGCUCCAAAGAACCAUAUAGUCAAAUCAAGAACCCUUGACAGCCAAAAGCGUUUUUGAUAAGAAAAUGGUUAUUUGCUGAAUUUAAGAACCUUCAUUUUAACCUUAAAGUGUAAUCUGUAUCAAAAUGUGUUUUUUCACCUUUGAUUUGUUCAGUGGAUGGCUAGUUGUUUUAAUAGUUGUAAACCGAAUCAAAUGGUAAUAAUGUUCUCGAAAUUAAGAUGAUUCUGACUGCAGAGCAGCAAUAUUCUUCAGUGACACUCUGAGAGUUAAUCACAAAAUCACAGCAGCACAAAACAAAUACUGGUCAGAUUGAUGUUCACAAAGAAGAUUAUUCUGCUUUAUUUCAUGUUCAAACAGUAAAAUGCCUAAUUAAAGUAUUUAUUUGUGGAUUAUGGAAUGAUUGUUGUCUUUUCAA